Megalops cyprinoides (Indo-Pacific tarpon) is the source of this 2426-nucleotide messenger RNA. Its product is annotated as heat shock cognate 71 kDa protein-like. Gene Ontology annotation, molecular function: misfolded protein binding; heat shock protein binding; ATP hydrolysis activity. The record is from RefSeq and is a predicted model, not a curated record. The coding region runs from base 103 to 2055 and encodes 650 amino acids. Lineage: Eukaryota; Metazoa; Chordata; Actinopteri; Elopiformes; Megalopidae. Gene Ontology annotation, biological process: protein refolding; cellular response to unfolded protein; vesicle-mediated transport. Gene Ontology annotation, cellular component: nucleus; cytosol; cytoplasm. The transcript has 9 exons.
GUUUAUUAAUUGCAGGGUGCUCGUCCAGGAGACAGUAAAGGAGGACAACGUGAAGUGAAUUCACACCUGUCGUGAAGCUUCACCUCAUCCAACGCAGAAAACAUGUCAAAGGGACCAGCUGUCGGCAUCGAUCUCGGGACCACCUACUCCUGCGUUGGAGUGUUCCAGCAUGGCAAAGUCGAGAUCAUUGCCAACGACCAAGGCAACCGGACUACACCCAGUUACGUUGCGUUCACCGAUACCGAGAGGUUGAUCGGGGAUGCGGCGAAGAAUCAGGUGGCCAUGAACCCCACUAACACAGUGUUCGAUGCCAAGAGGCUGAUUGGUCGCAGGUUUGAUGAUGGAGUCGUUCAGUCCGACAUGAAGCACUGGCCGUUCACAGUCAUCAAUGAUUCCAGCCGUCCAAAAGUCCAGGUGGAGUACAAAGGCGAGACAAAGACCUUCUACCCAGAAGAAAUUUCCUCAAUGGUCCUGGUGAAAAUGAAGGAAAUUGCUGAGGCCUACCUUGGAAAGACUGUUACGAACGCUGUAAUUACGGUUCCUGCCUACUUCAACGACUCUCAGCGCCAGGCCACAAAGGAUGCUGGGACCAUCUCUGGACUUAAUGUUCUGCGUAUCAUCAAUGAGCCCACAGCUGCUGCUAUUGCUUAUGGCUUGGACAAGAAGGUUGGCUCAGAAAGAAACGUCCUCAUCUUCGAUCUUGGUGGUGGCACUUUCGAUGUCUCCAUCCUGACCAUUGAGGAUGGAAUCUUUGAGGUGAAGUCCACUGCUGGUGACACCCAUCUCGGUGGCGAAGACUUCGACAACCGCAUGGUCAACCACUUCAUCGGUGAAUUCAAGCGCAAGUACAAGAAGGACAUCAGUGACAACAAGAGAGCUGUUCGCCGUCUCCGCACUGCCUGUGAACGGGCCAAGCGCACCCUGUCUUCCAGCACCCAGGCCAGUAUUGAAAUCGACUCCCUGUACGAGGGCAUCGAUUUCUACACCUCCAUCACCAGGGCUCGUUUCGAGGAGCUGAACGCCGAUCUGUUCCGCGGCACCCUGGACCCAGUGGAGAAGUCUCUCCGCGACGCCAAGCUGGACAAGGCCCAGAUCCACGACAUCGUCCUGGUGGGCGGCUCCACCCGUAUCCCCAAGAUCCAGAAGCUGCUGCAGGACUUCUUCAAUGGAAAGGAGCUCAACAAAAGCAUCAACCCUGAUGAGGCUGUGGCCUAUGGAGCAGCUGUUCAGGCCGCCAUCCUGUCUGGAGACAAGUCCGAGAACGUACAGGACCUGCUGCUGCUGGACGUUACUCCUCUGUCACUGGGCAUUGAGACAGCUGGUGGGGUCAUGACCGUCCUAAUCAAACGCAACACAACCAUUCCAACCAAACAGACGCAGACCUUCACCACCUACUCCGACAACCAGCCUGGGGUGCUCAUCCAGGUUUAUGAGGGUGAGAGAGCAAUGACCAAGGACAACAACUUGCUGGGCAAGUUUGAGCUGACUGGCAUCCCCCCUGCUCCUCGUGGCGUUCCCCAGAUCGAAGUCACCUUUGACAUUGAUGCCAAUGGCAUUAUGAACGUCUCAGCUGUUGACAAGAGCACCGGCAAAGAGAACAAGAUCACCAUCACAAAUGACAAAGGUCGUCUCAGCAAGGAGGAUAUUGAGCGCAUGGUGCAGGAGGCAGAGAAAUACAAGGCAGAAGACGAUCAGCAGCGUGACAAGGUCUCCUCUAAGAACAGCCUGGAGUCGUACGCCUUCAACAUGAAAUCCACUGUGGAGGAUGAGAAGCUGCAGGGGAAGAUCAGCGAUGAGGACAAGCAGAAGAUCCUGGACAAAUGCAACGAGGUCAUCAGCUGGCUGGACAAGAACCAGACCGCCGAGAAGGACGAGUUUGAGCACCAGCAGAAGGAGCUGGAGAAGGUGUGCAACCCCAUCAUCACCAAGCUGUACCAGAGCGCCGGUGGGAUGCCAGGGGGAAUGCCAGACGGCAUGCCUGGCGGCUUCCCGGGGGCGGGGUCUGCGCCUGGAGGAGGCGGGUCCUCUGGACCAACCAUUGAGGAAGUGGAUUAGUGGGUGGAGCCACUGCAUGGUCCAAUAUUUAUAUACAGGGAUCAAUGUUAUGUAAAGAAAGGUUUACCCCCUCUGUGGCAUGUUGUGAUAAGUUAUACUUUCCAAGAACCUCAGUCACUCAGUUACUGGAAACCGUCCCUGAAUUUAAAUGUUUAGUUUGUACUUGCUACAAUAAAUGUGCCACAGAGUGUAAAUUAAAAGGGAGUAAUGAGAAUAAUAAAAACAUUGACUAGUUGUUUGCUACACCACUGUAAUAAGCUGUCUUUUUUUCAUAAGUCGUAUUUAUGUAAAUUUGGCCAAUCUGUGGCAUUUGCACUUGCAACGUUAAUGCUUGAAAGUUAUAAAAAUAAAGCAUAUAUGGUAAACUAUCA